Miscanthus lutarioriparius is the source of this 2463-nucleotide messenger RNA. NCBI's taxonomy places the organism in Eukaryota, Viridiplantae, Streptophyta, Magnoliopsida, Poales, Poaceae. The record is from the annotation of a GenBank genome assembly.
AUGGUGGGGAGCUCGGUGGAGGGAGGAGCGGACGGAGAUGGGGGCUGCUGCGGCGUCGGGGACACCUCGCCCGGGACCAUCGUGUGGGUGCGUCGGAGGAACGGGUCCUGGUGGCCCGGCAGGAUCCUGGGCCCCGAGGAGCUCCCACCGUCGCAGAUCAUGUCGCCGAGGUCCGGCACGCCGGUCAAGCUCCUCGGCCGGGAAGACGCAAGCGUGGAUUGGUACAACCUUGAGAAAUCAAAACGUGUUAAAGCAUUCAGGUGUGGAGAGUUCGAUGCCUGUAUUGAGAAGGCAGAGGCCACUCAAGGGACUGUUGUGAAGAAAAGAGAGAAAUAUGCACGGAGAGAAGAUGCUAUUCUUCAUGCACUUGAAUUGGAGAGGAAGCAGCUUGCAUCAAAGUAUCAGACUCAAGGUUUCAGACCUGGACCACCUGGUAAUAUUUCUGCUUGCACAAAACAUCGCAAAGACCUUGGAAGUACUCGCUACAAGAGUAAAAAGAGCAAGAAGCGCAAAGAUGCAUCUGUUCCUGCUGAUGUAAAAAAAGAAGUGGGACAAUGUUUUCUACAUGCUGGUUCGAAGAGAAACUUUUCAGAAUCUCUUACUCAAGGAAAUGUUGUCAGUAAUCACAUGGGUGAUUUAUCCCAUUUGAGACAUUCUCAUGGAGGUGCCACUUUAGAGAACAAGGAGAGGAGUACAAUUGUGAAGAAAAAUAGAUCGGACGGAAGUGAUUUUGAAGAUUCUCUUGUUUCAAAAUCAGACAGACGCAGACCACUUUCUCAAGUAUUGCAGAGCAGUGAAAACUUGCCUCCUCACUUAAAGCAAAGCGAUGAUUUGGGGGCUUUGUUAAUUGGGGAGAAUAAUAAUUCUUCACUCGCCACCUCCCGGUCCAGAAGAAGUAAAUAUACAUACAUGGCUAGUGAUUCUGGUGAAACUCAGAGUCAUAGUGAUUUACCUUCUAUAAAGAUGUCUUCUACUGGAGCUGAUUUUGAGAAUGAAAGCUAUCUUCGGCAUCCUGGUUAUUUUUCUGAGGAGCACACUUCUUCUGACUUUGUUGAGAAGCAAAUAACUGAGUCUUCAGAGAGGGAAUGCUCAGAAAGUGAGACUGAAGAUGAUGCUGAACUUCAGCAAAAUGCAAGCGUAAUUCUACCUAUAGAAUCUUGUGCUCCUGAUCCGUAUUCUGUUCCAGUUUCUGAUAAGUUCAAGCAUGUGGAUUAUGAUGACAAUGAGGUGACAUAUUCUACUUAUGUGCCCCAGUUGAAUGAAUCUGAGGAAGAGGAUGGUUAUUCUGAGCUGGGUGUGUCUCAGUGGCACAUGAAAGGAAAGCGCAACAAUCGUAAUGCCGCGAAGAGAUUAGUGGAUAUGAGAGAUGGAAAUAUAUGGUUAAACAAAUACAAUGGACCAUUAAAAGGAUCUUUGCAUAACACAAAUGGUGGGAAUCCCAGAAAAGAAAGUAUGCACACAUCUGGUGAGCAGUUUUUUGAGGAAAGCUUUUACCAAAUUAAGGAGGAGCCCAAUUAUGAUUCUGAGGAAACUAAUUUAUUUGAGGACAUGAGCCAUUCAGUGGCUAACUUGUACUAUGGUAAAAAAUACCCUUCAUCCUUGAGAACCACAAGAGAUCUUAGCCGAGGCUACAGUUACUUUAAUGACUAUUUGAAUGACUCUUCAAAUGUUUCUCCCCUAAAUAUGGACGCUGAACGGAUAUAUCAUGUUGAUCGGAAUGCACAUUGGGAUGGACCUUCAUUUUACCAAAGGAAGUUGACUUCACGUUUUGGUGGCAUGCGACCAAUGUUGUUCAAUGUUAACCUCAAAGUUCAGGCCAGCUACCAAGGAGAGCAUGUCCCUCUUGUCUCUUUAAUGAGCAGACUUAAUGGCAAAGCAAUUGUUGGACACCCUAUCCAAAUUGAAAUAGUUGAAGAUGGUUCCACAGAUCAUCUGGUAUUCUGCGGUGAUAGUGGUAUGCAAGAGAGCACAGCUGCUCCACCUGCUUGGCCAACAGGUAGAAGAACUGCCAUGCAAAGAGUUCCCCGUUCAAAUCCAUCAGGGGCACUGUUGGAUGGCGAUAAUGAAGGUGGUCUUGUGUAUUCUGAUUAUGAGAUGAAACCAACCUUAAGAAAGUACUCAUCUUCUUCGAAUCACCAGGUUAAGGUGAGUAAGAAAAGCAGUUUGAAUGCUAGGAGGUCAUCAGCUAAGUCCCAUAAGAAGUCAUCCAAGAAAACAAACCUUAGAGCUCUCUCUUCCAUUUCCACUGCAAAAAAACACCAUGGAGAAGGUGGCCGAGCAAAGGCACAUUGGCAUAGUGACAUAUUUGGUGGUUUAAUCAGAUCAGAAGGAGCAGUUCCUCUAGUGACAUGUGUCCCAACGAAGGUUGUGUUCACUAGGAUAUUGGAAGCAGUUGGCAGGCCACCUCCAUCUGUCGCUCACCGUGUUAGAAUGGCUAGUCCUUCAGUGCGAGAUCCUCCGUAG